AUGAUGGAUGCAGGCAGCAUUAGCGCGGCCGCGCUCCCCGGCUGGGCUAACGUGGGGCUGGAGGACGCGCGAGCCAUCCUGGACAACUGCUCCGUCGCCGUCCACUUUGUUGACGCAAACGGAACCAUCAUCUACGCCAACAAGGCCGAACUCGAUUGCCUCGGCUACACGGCGGAGGAGUACCUGGGUCGCAACAUCACCGACUUCCACGCUUGUCGCGAGACCAUCAACGACAUUUUUGAUCGUCUCAAGCGGCAGGAGACCUUGCUCAACUACGAGGCGGAGCUUGCGUGUAAGGACGGCACGCGCAAGGUGCUCCAGAUCAACAGCAACGUCUACUGGCACAACGGCGAGUUCGUGCACACGCGGUGCUUCUCGCGGGACAUCACGGACCUCAAGCGCGCGCAGCUGCGGCUGCUCGAGGAGCAGCGCCUCCGGCUCGAAGAGGCCGAGGAGUACAAACGCAAACAAAACGACUUCAUCGAUAUGCUCUGCCAUGAGCUGCGCAAUCCGCUGAACGGCGUGCUGGGACUGCUGGCGUGCGUGCGCGAGGAGAUGGCGGGACUGCGCGGAGCCAUCCGCGAGAAGGACCUCGUAGCGGCCGAGCACAAGGCCAAGUACGCCGCGCAGUUUCUGGCGCACAUCGACGAAUGCGCGCAGCACCAGCGCGUGAUCAUGGACGACGUGCUCAAUCUCUCGCGCCUCGAGACCACCAACCUCGGCACAGCCGGCCACACCACCUUCGACCCGCGGCACACGCUCGAGUCCGUCGUCAACAUGUACAACGGCAUGGCGCGCAUGAAGCACCUGCAGCUCCUCACCAACACCGACCGGGUCCCGCCCGGCGCCGAGGGGCUCGUCAUCGCCGACGAGAACCGGCUCAAGCAGAUCCUGAUCAACCUCAUCAGCAACGCCCUCAAAUACUCCAGGGACCGAGGCCGCGUGACGAUCACCCUGCGCACCAAGCAGAAGCAGGUGGGCGGCGACGGCGACGGCGACGGCGACGGCGAUGACGACCAAUGGGUCUACCUGGAGGGCAGCGUGGAGGACAACGGGGUGGGCAUCACGGACGACGCGCAGGCGCUGCUGUUCGCCCCGUUCGCCAAGCUCAAGCGCAAGCGCGUGCUUGAGUACGGCGGGUCGGGCCUGGGCCUGCGCAUCACCAAGGAGCUGGUCGAACUCAUGCACGGCUCCAUCUCCGUGCGGAGCGCGAUCGGCGAGGGAAGCGUGUUCACGUUCGUCGUGCGAUGCGGGCGGCCCAGGCCUGGGACCACCGCCGCGACUCUGAGCGACGUCCGGUCAUCGGCGGGCAUUCACGGGCGCGAGGCGGCGGAGGCCCUGAUCAAGGAGGCCGAGGAGCGGGUGCAGCGCGAGGCAUCGGGAGCGACGACGGCGGCCCAGCUCCGACGACCACGGGUGCUGGUAUGCGAAGACAACCAAAUCAACCAGAUGGUGCUGUCGCGGUUUUUAGAGCGGCGCGGCAUUGAGUACGUGGUCGCGCCCUCAGGCGAGGAUGCGCUCAGGCUCUACCGAGACUCGCUCGCAGACAAAGACGACGGUGGACCACCCGAUCAGCGACGCCCGUUCGACCUCGUCUUCAUGGACAUCGAGCUUCCGGGGAUGAACGGCAUCGAGGCGACGCUGCAGAUCAGAAAGGUCGAGGAGGAGCACGCCGGCGGCAAGCGACGCGUGCCGGUCGUGUGCAUGUCCGGAUACACGCGAAGCGAGUACAAGCUGAUGGCCUUCGGCGUGGGGAUGAACGACUACAUCAGCAAGCCCUUCUCCAAGGACAAGGUCUACCAGCUCAUCGACCACUACGUCCUCCCCUCCUGA
Acanthamoeba castellanii str. Neff is the source of this 1833-nucleotide messenger RNA. RefSeq names its product ATPase/histidine kinase/DNA gyrase B/HSP90 domain containing protein. Gene Ontology annotation, biological process: phosphorelay signal transduction system; protein autophosphorylation. The transcript is spliced from 5 exons. The record is from RefSeq and is a predicted model, not a curated record. The coding region runs from base 1 to 1833 and encodes 610 amino acids. NCBI's taxonomy places the organism in Eukaryota, Discosea, Longamoebia, Acanthamoebidae. Gene Ontology annotation, molecular function: histidine phosphotransfer kinase activity; phosphorelay sensor kinase activity.